UGUGAAUAGAAUACAGAAUAUUUUGUUAGUUCGAAUACUGUAUUGAUAAUUUUUUAAAUAUAUUAAUUUAUUUAAAUAAAAAUGAUAUUUAAUAAAAUAAUUAAUAUCGGUUUUCGAAGCAAUUUUACACAUUUAGCUGCAAGGACUUUCACUUCGCUUCAAAAUUUUAUUACGCAAACAGCUUUAGUGCCGUACAAUAAUGGUCUACCAAUAAUGCCUUCGCAAACUUUUAUACAAAAAUCGCAAAUUUUACAACCCGUUUCUUUUUUGAUAAAUCAAGUAGCAGGAUUUAAAGUUAAGGGAAGAUUAAAAAGAAGAUGUAAGGACUGCUUUUUUGUAAUGAGGCAACAGAGAUUGCAUGUUCUAUGUAAAACACAUCCUAGACAUAAGCAAAUGGCAAUGAAGGCUAAAGAUAAAAAAUCGUGGAUAUUAACUCAUGCAACUCAAUCACAUAUAAGACCAUAUUAAUACGUAUGUAUAUAGAUAGUAGGAAAAUGUAAUAAAAACACAAAAUU
Molecule: messenger RNA, 515 nt
Organism: Condylostylus longicornis
Lineage: Eukaryota; Metazoa; Arthropoda; Insecta; Diptera; Dolichopodidae
Gene: mRpL36
Exons: 2
Coding region: 82-468 (128 amino acids)
Biological process (GO): ribosome biogenesis; translation
Cellular component (GO): mitochondrial large ribosomal subunit; ribosome
Molecular function (GO): structural constituent of ribosome
Source: RefSeq, a predicted model, not a curated record